GAGAUACUCGCCAAGGUGCUUUCUGACCGUGAAACUGGGCGCCCCCAUUCUCGGGCGAACGCACAGCUGCAAGCUCAUACUGCUGAGCGGAUGUUCCAGUGGCAUCGCUUUUACAGUGACCGCGGUAAGGUCCCGGAGCUUGCUUACUCUCGGAGUGCUGACUUCGAGGCCUUCACGGAGUGGUGUGCGGUUGAAACGCGCGCCGAGAACCUCCUCAUCCUUUGGGAG
This is a messenger RNA of Postia placenta MAD-698-R-SB12, 228 nucleotides long. RefSeq lists its product as hypothetical. NCBI's taxonomy places the organism in Eukaryota, Fungi, Basidiomycota, Agaricomycetes, Polyporales, Adustoporiaceae. The annotation marks the transcript as partial. The record is from RefSeq and is a predicted model, not a curated record. The transcript has a single exon.